AUGACUUGCGAGCAAAGAAAGAUAUAUGAGGAGAUUCUUUCUGCUGUUAAUAAAGGAGAUGGUGGAAUGAUUUUUGUUAGUGGUUUUGGUGGAACAGGGAAAACUUUCCUAUGGAAAUUGCUUUCUGCAGCUAUCAGAUCUAGAGGAGAUAUUGUUCUAAACGUGGCUUCGAGCGGCAUUGCAUCACUGUUGUUGUCUGGUGGUCGGACAGCACAUUCCAGAUUCGGCAUUCCUCUAAAUCCAGACGAGUUUUCUUCAUGUACUAUGAAGCAUCGAAGUGACCAAGCUAAUUUAGUGAAAGCCUCAUUACUUAUCAUCUGGGAUGAAGCGUCUAUGAUGAGCAAGCAUUGUUCUGAGGCUUUGGAUAAAAGUUUAUCUGAUAUUGUUCGGAAACACGACACACAACCAUUCGGUGGAAAGGUUAUCGUGUUUGGUGGUGAUUUUAGGCAGGUUUUUCCUGUUAUAAAUGGUGUUGGUAAAGCUGAAAUAGUUAUGGCCUCACUUAACUCAUCCUAUCUUCGGACGCACUGCAAAGUUCUUAAGCUCUCCAAGAAUAUGAGAUUGCUAUCAGCAGGAUUGUCACCAGCAGAGGCAAAGGAUCUUCAAGAAUUUCCAGAGUGGAUAUUAAAAGUUGGUGAUGGUAAACUUUCAGAGCCUAAUGAUGGUGAGGCAGAGAUAGAAAUUCCCUCUGAAUUUUUGAUUACAGACUGUAAUGAUCCUAUAGAAGCAAUCAGCGAAGAGAUUUAUGGCACAGCAACUUCAUUGCAUGAAAAGAAAGAGGCCAAGUUUUUUCAAGAGAGAGCUAUCCUCUGUCCAACUAACGAGGAUGUUAAUAAAGUUAAUGAAUAUAUGUUGGACAAGCUAGAAGGUGAGGAAAAAACUUAUAACAGUGCUGAUAGCAAUGAUCCCUCUGAUACAAGUGCUGUAAACAAUGAAGCUCUUAGUGCUGAUUUUCUAAACACAAUUAAAGUUCAUGGUUUACUAUACCAUAGUCUUAGACUAAAGGUUGGUUGUCCUGUUAUGGUUCUGAGAAACAUAGCUCCUACUGAUGGCUUAAUGAAUGGGACGAGACUGCAGAUCACUCAGCUAAUGGAUUUUAUGAUUCAAGCUAGGAUUAUAACAGGAGUGAGGAUUGGGGAGAUAGUUAAUAUUCCUAGAUUGUUAAUAACCCCUUCUGACACCAGAUUGCCUUUCAAAAUGAGGAGAAGGCAACUGCCUCUUGCUGUGGCUUUCGCAAUCACAAUCAACCAAAGUCAAGGACAAUCACUAUCUAAAGUAGAUCUUUAUCUACCAAGACCUGGCUUUUCACAUGGUCAGUUAUAUGUUGCUGUUUCUAGAGUGACUUCCAAAAAGGGAUUGAAAAUUCUGAUUUUAGAUGAAGAUGGCAAACCACAGAAACAAACUAAGAAUGUAGCUGAGGUAUCGCAUGUUAUCUGUGGUGGAUGA
This is a messenger RNA of Brassica napus (rape), 1446 nucleotides long. Its product is annotated as ATP-dependent DNA helicase PIF1-like. Bases 1 to 1446 code for a protein of 481 amino acids. The record is from RefSeq and is a predicted model, not a curated record. NCBI's taxonomy places the organism in Eukaryota, Viridiplantae, Streptophyta, Magnoliopsida, Brassicales, Brassicaceae. The transcript has 3 exons. Gene Ontology annotation, biological process: telomere maintenance; DNA repair. Gene Ontology annotation, molecular function: DNA helicase activity.